This is a messenger RNA of Diachasmimorpha longicaudata, 1380 nucleotides long. RefSeq lists its product as uncharacterized. The record is from RefSeq and is a predicted model, not a curated record. The coding region runs from base 1 to 1380 and encodes 459 amino acids. The transcript is spliced from 3 exons. NCBI's taxonomy places the organism in Eukaryota, Metazoa, Arthropoda, Insecta, Hymenoptera, Braconidae.
AUGACAGCUCUAAUGACUAAAACAAAUCGCGGACGGGAGAAAUAUAUUCAUAACGCUCACAUGUUUACAUUUGAUAAAAUGAGCGCCAAUGGAGAAAGAAAAUUUUGGCGAUGUGAAUUUAAAAAUGACUGCAAAGCGCGAAUCCAUACCUCUGAAGCUACAAAUGAAGUUGUGAAAGAAAUAAACGAACAUACACAUGGCAAUGAUAUCGCGUUUGUGCAGGCUACGAAGGUCAAAGAAGCCAUGAAAAGACGAGCUGCUGAUACACCUGAAACUCCAGCACAAAUAAUAAAUAAUUCAUUAACGGGAUGUCCUAGCUCAGUCAAAGCUAAGUUACCAAGAAAAGAUUCAUUACGAAAAAUAAUCGAGCGAGUACGUAACAAAGUAAAUGCAGUUCCACCGGCCCCAGCAAAUCUCGAAGAAUUGAUCAUACCAGAUAAUUAUAAGAAUUACGUAAUUACUGAUGGCGAUGAGAUUAAAUUUUUGCUAGCAGACAGCGGUAAUAGUGCAGAUCGUAUUCUUAUUUUCGGUAGAGAAGAUAAUAAAAAUUGGAGCCAAUAUAUGAAGACUGUUUUCAUGGACGGGACCUUUAAACAAUCACCACCUCUGUUCUCACAAGUCUAUGUAAUCCUCGCUGCACGUGGGAGAUUUGUUUUUCCAGUACUCUAUGCAUUAUUGCCAGAUAAACGUGAAUCAACUUAUGAUCAUCUGUUUCACAUGAUUAAAGAGCUAUGGCCACAAUUUAAUCCUAACAAUAUUUCUAUCGAUUAUGAACUAGCAGCUCAUAAUAGUAUAGGACAAAAGUUUUCAGAAGCAAACAUUUUUGGAUGCCUAUUUCAUCUGACAAAAAACGUGAAAUUGAAACUUGGAGAAGAAGGAUUAAUGAAACAUUAUAAUAAUGAGCCAGAGUUUGCUGUGUGGGCGCGAAUGAUCCCAGCUUUGGCUUUCAUACCAAUGUCACAUAUUGAGACUGCUAUUGAGACACUCUAUGACAACCUCCCUGACGCUCUUCAUCCAGUCCUACAAUAUUUCGAGGAUACUUAUAUGGGACCCAUGAGAAGAAAUAAACGUGGCAGAGCUCGUUUCCCUCCUUCUACAUGGUCUGUCCAUGAAAGGACUCUUGCUAACCAAGACCGGACCAAUAAUUUUGCAGAAGCAGCCCACAGACGUCUGCAACGAGAACUGGAUGUCUCACACCCAUCAUUGUGGAAAUUUAUUGAUGGAUUACGAACAGUUCAGAGCUCACUUGAUGCAUAUUAUGAAGGGUAUCUUCGCAUCGAUAACCACCCCAAAAAACGAAGCAAAUGGGCCGCCAAUGAUGAACGAAUUAUCAAUAUUGUGAAAGACUUCGAUAAUCGUACUACAUUUGCAAAUUUCUGA